Messenger RNA from Chara braunii, 3915 nucleotides. Lineage: Eukaryota; Viridiplantae; Streptophyta; Charophyceae; Charales; Characeae. The record is from the annotation of a GenBank genome assembly.
CCAAGGUCAUGGCAGGGGAAGGGACCUAGUUCUGGCGUCAGAAAGUGGCCCUCUCCUCUCUCGGUUUAGACCCCGGAGGCGGCGCUAGCAGUAGUAAUCCAGUUGAGCGCCGUGCGAACUUCGAUUCUUCAACUCCAUCGAACUUCUCGAUUCAUCAGCUUCGGGGAACUUCGAUUCUUCGACUGCGAUUCGCCAACUCCUGCCAAGUGGCAGGCGGUAUGACAGUGUCCUGUGAAGCUUCCCAGCAAUCUCUGCCAUGUGGGGGAAAAGGUGCGAGGUGUAAUUGGCAUGGCGCCGCCAGGAAGGUAGUAGGUGUGAGAUGGAUUUUUGACACGACAACACCACCGGGAUCUCUGUGAAUUCUUGUCUGUCGACUCACUACUCCGUCCUUGUCAGCAGUUCUCUUCGUAAGUUACUUUAAAUUAGCGGAUUUCUUUCCCGUAAUGAGGUCGGUUGCGGUUUAGGAGGAGCAGGGGUAUUUCCUAUCUGAGGAAUUGCUGCAGGUACAUGUUUCUAUAGGUCGAGCUCCCGCGCUUUGCGGUAGCAGCCUGGAGGUGUGAACAACGAUUCGCCUGAACUAGUUAUAGCGUGCGACGGGAGACGCGUCGUCGCGACGGCAGCCUGCAAUGUGGUGGUCGAUCCCGAGGCAAAGUGAUGUCAACGGUAUCAUCCUCGAUUGAGUUAGCAGGUUUCUGAUUGCAGCUGUGGGCCAAAUUUUCCUACUAUUGGGUGCGCAUGGGACAGCAGAAGUGCUUGACCCGGCGCUUUGACGAAUGGUGUCUUUGGUGCAAGGUUCCGGUGACAGCUGCAUGCCAAAUUUCCCGACUAUCGGGUGGCCGAUUGACCAUGCAGCAGCGCAGACCCGGCUUCAGUGCAAGGCUCUGGUCUAAGCUGCAUGCCAAAUUUUCUGACAAUAGGGCCCAGAAGCGCUUGACCCGGCGCUUUGAAGAAUGGUGUCUUUGGUGCAAGGUUCUGGUAGCAGCCACUCUGCGCGCAGAAAAAAUUCAUCGGGUGGCCCAUCGACCAUGCAGAACCGCAGACCUGGCUCUUCGAAGAAUGGUGGCUUCGUUGCAAGGUUCUUGUUUAAGCUGCAUGCAAUUUUUUUCCUGACUAUAGGGUCCGGAAGCGCUUGACCCGGCGCUUUGAAGAAUGAUGGCUUUGGUGCAAGAAUCUCGUCGCAGCUGCACGCCAAAUUUUCCGGACAUGCGUGGCGAAUCGACCCCAUGCAGAAGCGCAGAGCCGGCUCUACGAAGAAUGGUGGCUUCAUUGCGAGGAAGUGGUUGCAGCUGCAUGCCAAAUUUUCUGUGUAUCAGACUCCUUGACCAAUCAGAAACGCUUGACCCGGUGCUUUGAAGAAUGGUGACUUUGGUGCUUUGAAAGGUUAUGGGCCCUCGACAUUUCUGAAUUCCUCUGGUGUUGUGAUCCAUCGUCAGUGCAUGCCUGUUGCCCGCCCAUGAGGCGGCUUGGUGUCCUCCAAAUCCCUGUGCUAUAGAAGGACUCUGUUGACCUUUGACACACCAAAUAACACGAAGUUCGAACUGUCGAGUCCCCGGAUGUCAUUGCGAGCCGUAGUACGGCGUGAUCCAAAUGUCCACCCCGCGAACCGCAUGUUAAGCUACGAGGCGAACCACAUGUUAAGCUACGAGGCGAACCACAUGUUAAGCUACGAAGCGAACCACAUGUUAAGCUACGAGGCUCACGGAUACCCGUAUAUGGACGUGGCGGUGGUCACUGGUAGCCGAAGCAAGCCCCUUCUUUGCUUGGAAGAUGAUCCACUCGUCUGGUCUUGUCGACGAAUGCUUCGCUUGGAGGAUGACCCGGCCGACUGUUCUCGUCGGCGAAUGUUUUCCACGCUGAGCCCCACCUUCCCGUAAGAGACGUGCCGUGUGAGGUGAACGGGGUCUCUUUGAGCUGUGUGCAGGGGCGGUGGAACAAUAUGGAGAAAGAGUUGCGGACCUGCAACAGGUCGUACCGCCUUGGUAAAGUCUCGGUCCUUUUUCUCUUCGAAAACGAGUCGCUGCCCUUGUUCUCGAUCCAGGCUUUCCCGGCCGAGCCCACUUUUUCUACAUGAGAUGUAGCGUCUCCCAUUCGAAACGAUUGCAUUGAAGAAGAAGAAUCAAUUUUCGUCACAACCUCUUUGCAAAGUUUUCAGUCUCCCAUCCCAGCGUAGACAAUGGAUGGCCAGUCAUCGUCUUAUAAUCCGAAGAUCUGGACGAUCUGUCUCUUGGACAGUUCUUGUGUCCCGAUCACAGAGGAAAGGGGUUUGGCCCUGGCUGGUCACGGACUCUAGCUGCUUUUCAUGUUGGUGAUGCUGAUGGGUUUGUGAAGGCCGUGAGUUUUUUUUCAGGCAUUAUUGCAAUCAGCGAUGCUGGUGAUGCAAUUUGUAGUAGUCGGCAAAAUGCGGGGUAAUGGCAAGCGAGAGAGCGCACACCGCUGUCAAAAGGUUUUGAGGUCUGUGAUUGGGACAACAUUGGAUUGGGAGAUGAUUGGUCGUCGGCAUGUUCUCGGACAUGGGUACACAGGACAGGAGGAUUCUUCGCCGGAUUCUUCGUUGUGUUGUGGCUCUGCUGAUUGGCAGUAGAAGUUCGAAAACGUUUUUGACUGCAAUGUGGUGAGGUUGGGGUGGAAUCAGGUCAGAUGGGGUUAUUUGCGGACACAAGUACGUGUAGGACGGUAUAUCAUGUGUGGUGGUCCUGGCGAGCAGAAGAUUGCGGCUCUAAGACUCUGAUAUGUACCAGAAGGAGGAGGAGGAGGAGGAGGAGGAGGAGGAGGAGGAAGGUGGUUCCCAGCGAGCAGAACAUUGCAGCGCCAAGGCUCUGAUAUGCACAAGUACGUGUAGGAUGGUAUAUCAUGUGUGGUGGUCCCGGCGAGCAGAAGAUUGCGAUUCUAAGACUCUGAUAUGUACCAGAAGGAGGAGGAGGAGGAGGAAGGUGGUUCCCAGCGAGCAGAACAUUGCAGCGCCAAGGCUCUGAUAUGUACCCGAAGAAGAAGGAGAAGAAGGCGCAACACUACGGACUAGACCCAUGACUGCCCGAGGCCACGGCAGCUGAACAUCCACGGCGAAUUCAUAUAUAGCCACGGGGCAAAAAAGUGGAAAGAAAGCAGGUUUUUUGUGUCCAGAAGAAGAAGAAGAAGAAGAAGAGGAGGAAGAAGAAGAAGAAGCAGAAGAAGAAGUAUGAAGUAGGUUGUGUUGCUGGCUAUGGAAGUGCAUCAGGGUAUCUAUGACGACAACUCGUCUGCUUGAUUCGUCUGGUCUAAAAAAAAUCGGUGUACCUGUGAAGACAUCUGCUGCAUUCUGUAUUGCAAAGACUAAGGCAAUAAGUGGUGGACGUCAUCACGAAACAGUUGAGCUCACAGGGCCAGACUGCUUCUUUGGAUUUCAAGUUUUUCGAGGGAGCCUUCACACCGGACGGAGCCGGCAUUCAUGUGAGUUCUACCUCAACAAUCGGGUGAGCGUCAGGCUGCUUCGUGGGAUUUCACGUGUAUGGAGUGAGCCUUUCAGAAGAGACGGAGCCUGCGUUUAUGUGAGUUCUACUUCAGGAAUUGCGCUCUGCACACUGACACGGGAGGAUGAAUCAGACUCUGCCUUCGCCAGCCGCUCCUCGCUUUCAGAUGCACGCAUUAGAGAGCAUUCCUAAUGUGUGAGGGAGAGAGCAUUCACAAAGAGUCGUCACAAUGUGGUUGUCAUCGGCCAUCUCAUCACGUAUGUCGGAGUUCGGCAGAGAGCAUUCACAAUGUGUGAGGGAGAAAGCGAGGACUGCGCCAUCUCAGCAAAUGUGUCGGACAGUCUGGGGAAUGGUCAGGUAGUCGGUUGUGUGUGUAUGUGUGUGUGUGUGGUGUGUGUGUGUGAGAGAGAGAGAGAGAGAGAGAGAGGGGGGGGGAGAGAGAGAGAGAGAGAGAGAGGGAGACGAUAAA